GCCGUGGCUUUCUCCUGCAGGCAGCCUGGCUGAGCAUCAACAUUUUCCUCUUCACGUACUAUUUUCUGUUCUUUGACCGAGACGAGCGAUACUUCUACACCAGGGCCAUCCUCGGGUCCGCCUUGGCGUGGGCACGAGCAUCGGCCAAGUGCCUCAACUUCAACAGCAUGCUGAUCCUGCUGCCCGUCUGUCGCAACCUCCUCUCCUUCCUCCGCGGGACCUGCUCGUGCUGCAGGCGGACGCUGCGGAAGCAGCUGGACCACAACCUCACCUUCCACAAGCUGGUGGCCUACGCGCUGGCCCUGCUCACAGCCGUGCACACCAUUGCCCACCUCUUCAACCUGGAGCGCUACAACCACAGCCAACAAGCCACCGACGGCAGCCUCCCUGCUGUCCUCUCCAAGACGCAACAAGGUCCGAAGGGGCGAACCCCCAUCCACUCCAACCAGACGACGGUCGAGUACGUGGCCUUCACCACCAUUCCCGGGCUGACGGGGGUCAUCAUCACGCUGGCGCUCAUCCUCAUGGUCACGUCUUCCACCGAGUUCAUCCGCAGGAACUACUUUGAGGUCUUCUGGUACACGCACCACCUCUUCCUCAUCUACUUCGCUGGCCUUGUCAUCCAUGGCAUCGCCGGGCUGGUGCGUGGGCAGACAGAGGAGAGCAUGGAGGAGGUGCACCCCCAUCGCUGUGCCCACUAUCUCACACACAAGGAUGAGGACUGCAGCCAUGACUGCUGCAAAGACCCCAAGUUUGGGAGCAUCCCUGCCGAGUCGUGGAAGUGGGUUCUGGCCCCCGUCCUUCUCUACAUCUUUGAGCGGAUCCUGCGGGUCUGGCGUGCACAGCAGAAGGUGGUCAUCACCAAGGUGGUCAUGCACCCUGCCCGCGUGCUGGAGCUACAGAUGCAGAAGAAGGGUUUCAGCAUGGAGGUGGGGCAGUACAUCUUUGUCAACUGCCCUGCCAUCUCCCUGCUGGAGUGGCACCCCUUCACCCUCACCUCGGCACCUGAGGAGGACUUCUUCUCCAUCCACAUCCGGGCAGCUGGGGACUGGACAGAGAGUCUCAUCGACACCUUCCAGCAGCAGAAGACAGAGAUGCCCAGGAUUGAGGUGGACGGCCCCUUUGGCACAGCCAGUGAAGAUGUGUUCCAGUACGAGGUGGCCAUGCUGGUGGGAGCAGGCAUCGGCGUCACUCCCUUUGCCUCCAUCCUGAAGUCCAUCUGGUAUAAGUUCCAGCAGGCUGACCAGACCCUCAAGACCAAGAAGAUCUACUUCUACUGGCUGUGCCGGGACACGGGAGCCUUCGCCUGGUUCAACGACCUGCUUGCCUCGCUGGAGCAGAAGAUGGCUGAGUCGGGCAAGGCGGACUUUCUCACGUACCGGCUCUUCCUCACCGGCUGGGACACCAGCAUCGCCAACAAUGUGGCGAUCCACUUCGACACCACUACGGACACAGUGACAGGCCUCAGGCACAAAACCAUCUUUGGACGGCCCAUGUGGAACACUGAGUUUGCAGCAGUGGCUGCAGCCCACCCCAGGUCGGUGGUUGGCGUGUUCCUCUGUGGGCCAGGGGCCUUGGCGAAGAGCCUGCAGAAGUCUUGCCACCAGCACUCCAGCCUGGACCCCAGAAAGGUCAAAUUCUACUUCAACAAGGAGAACUUUUAA
Molecule: messenger RNA, 1664 nt
Organism: Balearica regulorum gibbericeps (East African grey crowned-crane)
Lineage: Eukaryota; Metazoa; Chordata; Aves; Gruiformes; Gruidae
Source: RefSeq, a predicted model, not a curated record